Argentina anserina (silverweed cinquefoil) is the source of this 561-nucleotide messenger RNA. RefSeq names its product glyoxylase I 4-like. The transcript has 3 exons. Lineage: Eukaryota; Viridiplantae; Streptophyta; Magnoliopsida; Rosales; Rosaceae. The record is from RefSeq and is a predicted model, not a curated record. The coding region runs from base 1 to 561 and encodes 186 amino acids.
AUGCAGGUUGAGAUUGAGGAAGUUAACAGCUGCGAGGCACUGCCUUUGCUGUCACUCAAUCAUGUGUCUUUGCUAUGCAGAUCAGUGUGGGACUCUAUGAGGUUCUAUGAAGAAGUGUUGGGCUUUGUUCUCAUCAAACGCCCUUCAUCCUUCAAUUUCAAUGGAGCUUGGUUGUACAACUACGGAAUUGGGAUACACCUGAUUGAAAGUCCAGCUAUGGAGGACUUCGAACUCCGACCAAUUAAUCCCAAGGACAAUCACAUCUCCUUCCAAUGCACUGAUGUUGGACUUGUCAAGAGGAAGCUGCAUGAGAUGGGGAUGAGGUAUGUUACCGCUGUGGUAGAGGACAAUGGGGUCAAGGUCGAUCAGGUGUUCUUCCAUGACCCAGAUGGGUACAUGAUCGAGCUCUGCAACUGUGAGAACAUCCCCAUUAUCCCUGUCUCUGCUUGCACCUUCAAGCCCAGAAGUAGCAGCUUCACUAAGGCACCAACUUCAUGUGGUUUCAUGGAGACGCUGAUGAUGGAAAGCUUGAGCCUGGACAUGAUGAACUUCUCAUUCUAA